UCUUCCAGACGCCUAGAAGAAUCUGAAGAACAUUAAAUCUCGGCACAAAGAAUAGCAAUCAAGCAAGCUAGCUCAAGGGAUGCUACGCAGUAGCAUGAAGAAGAGCAAGAGACUUGAGUUCUUCCUCGAGUGCGUCAUUUCUCUGUGCGUCAUAAUUCCGCUCGUGAAUGCUUCAAUCCACGAGUAUGCGAACGAAGCUUUCAUUCAUAGGUCAAAUGCUUUCUUCUUCCAUGGCGGCAGCGAAGGACUUUACGCUUCUAAGAUUCGCGAUUCUUCUACUCCUGUUCCCCCAGACAAGCCUCUCAAGGGCAAGUCCUUUAUUAGGUUUGACACCGUCACUUUUGUGAGGCCUAAGGAAUAUGCAAAUAAGCAUAAUGAGAUGCAGCAAAACACUGGCUUGGUGGAAGCCAUAAUACUUGAGGUAAAGGAUAGAGAAAGAAUUGGAGGUUCGUUUCUGAAGUCUGAUUUGAUAUGCUGCACACCUACUCUUUCUAAAGAGGGACACUGCACUACUGGGGAAGUUAUCAUUCUGAAAAACCAAGAAAAUUCUGAGUUUCCUAAACGGAUUAAGACAUUUUUCCAAGGAAAUAAUGAAGAAGUUAAAAUGGAAACGCAAAGCAUCCAAAUAAAUAGCACAGGGAUGUACUACCUUUACUUUAUGAUUUGUGACCCUCAGCUUAAAGGGACAAUUGUAAAAGGAAGGACUGUAUGGAGGAAUCCUGAUGGUUAUCUGCCAGGGAAGAUGGCUCCUCUUAUGACGUUCUAUGGCUUUAUGUCAUUAGCAUACCUCCUGCUUGGCCUUGUCUGGUUCCUGCGAUUUGUUCAGUUUUGGAAGGAUAUCAUUCAGCUGCACUACCACAUUACAGCAGUAAUUGCUCUUGGAAUGUGCGAAAUGGCUAUAUGGUACUUUGAAUAUGUCAAUUUUAAUUCUACUGGAACUAGGCCAAUGGGAAUCACUUUGUGGGCUGUGACAUGUAGCUGUGUCAAAAAGACUCUUUCUCGCCUUCUUCUAUUGGUUGUCUCAAUGGGUUUUGGUGUGGUGAGGCCAACCCUUGGUGGUAUCACUUCAAGGGUUCUUCUUCUUGGGCUGGUUUACUUUGUUGCAUCAGAGGCUCUUGAGCUUGUUGAAAACCUGGGCAACAUCAAUGAUUUUUCUGGGAAAACAAAGUUAGUUUUGGUCCUUCCUGUUGUUUUCCUAGACACCUGCUUUAUUCUUUGGAUUUUUUCAUCCUUAUCUAAAACAUUGGAGAAACUUCAGAUAAGGAGAAACAUGGCUAAACUGGAGCUUUAUAGAAAAUUUACUAAUACUCUUGCGGUGUCUGUGCUGCUCUCUAUUGCAUGGAUUGGAUUUGAGCUAUACUUUAAUGCAACUGACCCUUUGAGUGAGUUGUGGCGAAUUGCUUGGAUUAUUCCUGCUUUCUGGACGCUUCUUGCAUAUGCUCUGUUGGCGGUGAUAUGUAUCCUUUGGGCUCCUUCUCGUAACCCUACUAGGUAUGCCUACUUAGAGGGAACAGGAGAUGACUUUGAUGAGGAGGGUAUCUCUCUGACAAGUGGCGUAAUGAAGAUGAGCGGCGACGUGGCUGCUAAGCUGGACCGGAAAGAAAGAAAAGGGUCUAGUGCCACAGAUCUUACAUAUGUGGAAGAUAUUGAGGAAGAUAAGCGUGAGUAAUAUUGUUUAACCCCGCCUGUAUAGCAAUGGACAUGGAUUGGAUUCCGUAUGACUUCUUUUCUUUCAGGAGGCCCUUUGGUGUGUUCAUAAGCAUGUGUGGUUUAUAUGUAAGACAGAACAGACCAUUUGGCAAAUGGAAAUUAGGCUAAAAUUGUUCAAAUGUAAAAGUGGUUCUUACCAACAUAAAUGGAUAUAGAACAAGACUUUAGCAGAA
Molecule: messenger RNA, 1883 nt
Organism: Prosopis cineraria
Lineage: Eukaryota; Viridiplantae; Streptophyta; Magnoliopsida; Fabales; Fabaceae
Exons: 5
Coding region: 80-1669 (529 amino acids)
Biological process (GO): transport
Cellular component (GO): membrane; Golgi apparatus
Source: RefSeq, a predicted model, not a curated record